CACCGUUUUAUACCCCGCUCCUGCUAGUUCUAUUACCUAUAGCGCUGCGAAAUAAGGGUUACAUUUGGGACGGGCUAGGAGGACUAGGAGGUUGGGCCACCUGCCAGAUCCAUCUCGGAACUAAAGCCGCUUGCCCGGUCCCUGGCAUAUCCAUACUCUACUCCCUCUGUCUCUUGUAUCGUCUUGACAUUGUUUCUCUUGUCCAUUUACUUCCAGGAUUAGAAGAAAUUGAUUGCUUUUUAUCAUCCAGUUAGCUACUCGCAAACCGCUUAUCAUCAUUAUGGCAGAAUUCCUCAUCAAAGACGAGGACCUUACUAGCCUCAAGGACAAGGUUGUCGUUCUCACAGGCGGUUCCUCAGGCAUUGGCCUCGCAACAGUCACCCUCCUCCUCUCUUUGGGCGCCUCCGUAGUCAGCGGCGACAUCAACCCCCCCGCCGAGUCCCCCGCCUCCCCAGCCUUCACCUUCGUCAAGACCAACGUCGCCAGCUGGUCCGACCUCCGCACCCUCUUCAAGACCGCCCAUGAGCACCACAGCCGCAUCGACUAUGUCUUUGCGAAUGCUGGUAUCGGUCCCCGCGCCGACUAUCUCAGCCUUGCUUCCAACGAGGCUGGGGAACUCCAGGAGCCAAGCCAUGAGUUGAUUGAUGUUAGUCUCAAGGGUGUUGUCAACACCGCUGUCCUGGGUGUGCACUACAUGAAGACGCAAUCUGGGGGUGGCAACAUCGUGUUGAUGGGAUCGAGCACUGGACUCCAGCCACUGCGGGCACCAGAUUACUCGACCGCCAAGCACGGUGUCCUCGGCUUCGGCCGCGGCUACGCUCGUCUCCUCGACGUGGCUUCGAUCCCCGUGCGUAUCAACACCCUGAUGCCAUCAUGGACCAACACCAGUGUCAUCCCCAGCAUGGAAAUUAUCAUGCCUGGUAUCUCACAGCCAAUGCAAGCACCCGUCAUCGUAGCACGCGCAGCAGUGUAUCUGAUGGCCACGACGGAGAGGCAAGGCGAGGUUGUGUACGUGGCUGAUGGGAAGUACACUGAGGUUGAGAAGACGAUCCUGUACCCAGCUUAUGAAAAGAUUAAGGGGGAGGGCAACAAGUCCGAUGAUCAGGUGUUGGAGAAUAUUUUGGCGUUUGCGGCCAAGGCUGCUGCUGCUGGACAGUGAUGCGGGUUUUAUAAUUCUAUAACUAUAGAUUUUCUGAAUUGAGAUAUUAUUCGGUUG
Pseudogymnoascus verrucosus is the source of this 1216-nucleotide messenger RNA. RefSeq lists its product as uncharacterized. The record is from RefSeq and is a predicted model, not a curated record. Lineage: Eukaryota; Fungi; Ascomycota; Leotiomycetes; Thelebolales; Thelebolaceae. The transcript is spliced from 3 exons. The coding region runs from base 281 to 1159 and encodes 292 amino acids.